Molecule: messenger RNA, 1761 nt
Organism: Histoplasma capsulatum G186AR
Lineage: Eukaryota; Fungi; Ascomycota; Eurotiomycetes; Onygenales; Ajellomycetaceae
Product: alternative NADH-dehydrogenase
Exons: 5
Coding region: 1-1761 (586 amino acids)
Molecular function (GO): NADH dehydrogenase activity
Source: RefSeq, a predicted model, not a curated record
AUGGCCAGCAAAUUCCUCACGACUCGACCCAAUAUGUUCUUGCGCUCAGCUGCCCACCUGUCACCAGCAGCCUGCAGCUCUCUCUCGAUCCUGUCGAUCCGGUCUGCUCACUACGCUGGGCCAUUGAGGCACGCUUCUCUGUCCAACCCUGCCCUCCAGAGAUCGUUCCGAAGAACCUAUGCAGAUCUGCCGGCUCCUCCUCCCUCUCAGCCCCCGACACCGAAGCGGAGGUUCAGGGUUUUCAGAUGGAUGUAUAGAUUGACUCUUAUGUCUCUGUUAGCUGGUGCAGGCGCAUUGGGAUACAGCGUCUACUUGCUCCGGAAUCCAGAUGAACAAGUACAGCCUGAUGCAUCCAAGAAAACGCUGGUUAUUUUAGGAACGGGAUGGGGAUCUGUAUCUCUGUUGAAAAGACUCGACACGGAAAACUACAAUGUGAUCGUGAUAUCGCCCCGGAACUUCUUCCUCUUUACUCCGCUUCUCCCGUCGUGCACGACCGGUUUGAUCGAGCAUCGGUCGAUUAUGGAGCCUAUCAGGAACAUUCUACGCCAUAAAAAGGCUGCGGUAAAGUACUACGAAGCCAGUGCUACUAAGAUUGACCCCGUGAGGAAGGUGGUGCGCAUCUGUGAUGAAUCGGAUAUCAAGGGCGAUACAUCGACAACAGAAGUUCCUUACGAUAUGCUAGUGGUCGGGGUUGGAGCGGAGAAUGCUACUUUCGGUAUCCCCGGCGUUCGGGAACAUUCGUGUUUCUUGAAGGAAGUUGGCGAUGCUCAGGAAAUCAGGAAGCGAAUAAUGGACUGCGUGGAGACUGCGAUUUUCAAGGACCAGACCAAAGAGGAGGUCGAAAGACUUCUCCAUAUGGUAGUUGUUGGUGGUGGGCCAACCGGUGUUGAGUUCGCCGGUGAACUGCAGGACUUCUUCAACGACGACCUCAAGAAGUGGGUGCCAGAGAUAAAGGAUAGCUUCAAAGUUACUCUUGUAGAGGCCCUUCCAAAUGUGCUUCCCACCUUCUCCAAACAACUGAUAGACUACACCGAAUCCACUUUCCAAGAAGAAGCCAUCACAAUCCGGACGAAGACUAUGGUGAAGAAAGUCUCCGAUAAAUAUAUCGAAGCGGAAGUCACUAAGCCCGAUGGAACUAAAGAACUCGAGACUAUUCCCUACGGCCUCCUUGUCUGGGCUACUGGCAAUGCUGUCCGCGGUGUUGUCCGCGACCUCAUGAGUCAAAUACCAGCUCAGAGUAAGUCGCGACGUGGCCUUGCAGUCAACGAAUACCUUGUCGUGAACGGAACGGAGAACAUCUGGGCUGUCGGCGACUGUGCGGUGACUAAUUAUGCGCCAACAGCGCAAGUGGCUAGCCAGGAGGGUUCAUUCCUGGCCCGUCUAUUUAACUCCAUGGCCAAGACGGAAGCCAUCGAGGCUGAAUUAAAGGAGCUCUCCACCGCACAGGCAUCAGCCUCAAGUGACGAAGAGCGCAACAAAAUCCUAGAUCAGAUCAGAGCGUUACAGAAGUCCCUACGGAGAACAAAGCAGCUAGGCCCUUUCCAGUAUUCCCAUCAAGGGAGCCUUGCAUAUAUCGGCAAGGAGCGCGCUGUAGCUGACGUCAGCUGGCUGAGUGGAAACAUCGCCAGUGGUGGAACUUUAACUUAUCUCUUCUGGCGGAGCGUCUAUCUGAGCAUGUGCUUCAGCACUCGCAACCGAGUCCUUGUCGCGUUUGACUGGCUGAAGGCCAAGAUGUUCGGCCGUGAUGUCUCGCGGGAAUAA